This is a messenger RNA of Acanthamoeba castellanii str. Neff, 786 nucleotides long. RefSeq lists its product as uncharacterized. Lineage: Eukaryota; Discosea; Longamoebia; Acanthamoebidae. The record is from RefSeq and is a predicted model, not a curated record. The coding region runs from base 1 to 786 and encodes 261 amino acids. The transcript is spliced from 6 exons. Gene Ontology annotation, molecular function: GTPase activity; GTP binding.
AUGCAUAAGUUUGUGGGCGCUGUGCUGGCCCUGAUUCUGUGCCUCGCUGUGGGCAUGAGCUCCGGGGCGACCUACUACCUCUACCCGGACAACGCCGGGUGGUCGACCACCCUGAGCAGCCUCCAGGCCGGCGACACUGCCAUCUUCGCCGCGCACGUACACCCUCACGGGAUCGUCCACAACACGAUCUACAACUCGGGCUACGUCGACCUCUAUCUUCCUGCUUUGAGCGGAAGUCAGUUCGUGGUCGCCAACAACGCGUUCCUGUCGGCCAACGCCUUCGCCGUGCAGACCCAGACCAACACCGUGUGGCUCAAGAACGCCUACGUGUCCGGCUCAGCCCCGGCCGGCGUGCCCUCGACCGGCGUGUUCCAGGUCACGACCGGCGCGGUGACCAACGCGGCGGCCAACAACUUAUACCCAUCGGCGACUAGCGCCCUCAAGAACGCCGGCAGCGCGGCCUACACGGCGCCGGCGACCAAGGACUUCAACAACACGCCCCGGUCCAACACCACCCCCACUGUCGGCGCCUACGAGUACACCAUCACUACAAAUCCUGGCCCGGCCAUUGGUCCUGGUGCGACCUGGAGCUCCUGCGCGUGGGGCGAGGGCGCCGACCUGGCCGAAUCGUUCGGGUGCAAGUACCUCGAGACGUCGGCCAAGGCGCGCAUCGACCUCGACGCCUGCUUCUUCGAGCUGGUGCGCGAGAUCCGCAAGGCCAACCCGGAGAACAGCCCCCACGACAAGGGCUCGAAGGGCCAGGGCAGCCGCAGCGGCCUCUUCUGA